AGGAGGAGGAGGAGGAGGAGGGGUCCGCUCUUGGGCUCAGACGCGGGAUGAUGGCGGGGCUGCUGCCGCCCUCCCUCCCGCUCCUGGUCCUGCUUCUCCUGCUCCGGACCAGCCUGGCCUCCAACCGGCACGCCGUCCAUUGGAACAGCUCCAACCCGCACCUCCGCCGGGAGGGCUACACGGUGACGGUGCAGGUGAACGACUACCUGGACGUGUACUGCCCGCACUACAACUCCUCCUCGGGGCCGGAGAGCCGGCUGGAGCAGUACGUGCUGUACAUGGUCAGCCGGGAGGGCUACCGCUCCUGCAACACCAGCCAGGGCUUCAAGCGCUGGGAGUGCAACCGGCCCCACGCCCCCCACAGCCCCAUCAAGUUCUCCGAGAAGUUCCAGCGCUACUCCGCCUUCUCCCUCGGAUACGAGUUCCACGCCGGGCACGAGUACUACUACAUCUCCACUCCGACGCACAACCACCGCCGCUCCUGCCUCCGGAUGAAGGUCUUCGUCUGCUGCGCCUCCCCGUCGCUCUCCGGGGAGAAGGCGGCCCCGACCCUCCCGCAGUUCACUAUAGGGCCAGAAGUGAAGAUCGAGGACUUGGACAACUUCAACCCAGAGAUGCCCAAGCUGGAGAAGAGCAUCAGCGGGACCAGUCCCAAGCGGGAACACUUGCCGCUGGCCGUGGCUGCCGCCUUCUUCCUCAUGACGCUGCUGGCCUCCUAGCCCCGCAGAGGGGGGGCACGCCAGGGGGCAUCGGGCCCGAGUGGACGCUUGACCGAGUUGCACCCUGGGAGCGAGCACGGCGCCUUUG
Molecule: messenger RNA, 807 nt
Organism: Anolis sagrei ordinatus
Lineage: Eukaryota; Metazoa; Chordata; Lepidosauria; Squamata; Anolidae
Source: RefSeq, a predicted model, not a curated record